AGGCCUCUACACCUUUAUAUAAGCCACUCUCUUUUGAUCACCUCUGCAUAGCUCAAAGCGUUCUUUCUCUCUGCUUGCCUUCAAUUGUUUGCCUGCUACCAAAUUUAUUUGUUGUUCUAAUCAGAUUUCCUUGGGAAUCCUAUGGCUACUGCUGAGGUUGUAUCAGUUCAAACUGCACUUCAUGAGGAGAAAACUGAAGAAUCAAUCAAGGCUCAAGAAACUACAAAAGAGGAGGUAGUAGCUGUAGCUCCUGCAACGGAACCUGUUGCUGAAGAGCCAAAGGAAGCGGAGCCUGAAGCAGCAUCUGAACAACCCGUGGCUCCAGAACCUGAAGCUUCGACCGAAGUUGAAACCAAGGAGGUGGUAGAAGAGGCCAAGGUUGUCACUGAGGAGCCAGAGGUUGAGAAAAAAGAAGAGGACACUCCUAAGGAAACAGUACCGGAGCCAGUAGUUGUCGAGGAAAGCAAGGAGACCACUGAGCAAACUGCUGAAGAAACCGAAGAAACCAAAGAAACUAAGGAGUCUGGCGAAGCGGCAGCAGCAGAACCAGAAGCAGAGGCCCCAGUUGAAGCACCCAAAGAGGACGUUGCUAAGGAAGAAGAAAAACCAGCUGAAGCUGAGGAGAAGGUUGAAACAGAAGCCCCAGCUGAGAAGACUGAGUAACAAGCUUGUGAGAUACAGAUCAAUCAUCAAUGGAAGUCUGUCUAGUGGCUACUGUUAGCUAAGUUUGCAUGUCAAGUUAAUUAGUUUCUAUGUAGUUUCAAUAAGGAUGUUGUAAUGUGGAUGAGGCUGGGGAUCGGGGAAUGGAAAUGACCAACCAAUGAUAACUUGCCAUGUGGCACAGAGUUUUAAAGUUGCAUUGGGGGGGUUUUUAUGCUCAUCUGUUCUCUCUAAGGGAUGGCUCUUGGUCCCAAGCAGGUUGCUUAAAUUUAUUAUUUUGCUUGUUUGUUUAUUAGAAGAGGCCGUAUGCGUGUUGUCUUGAUAAUAAUAAAUCCUAGUAUCUUUUGUUUAACAA
Theobroma umbraticum is the source of this 1015-nucleotide messenger RNA. RefSeq lists its product as uncharacterized. The record is from RefSeq and is a predicted model, not a curated record. NCBI's taxonomy places the organism in Eukaryota, Viridiplantae, Streptophyta, Magnoliopsida, Malvales, Malvaceae.